This is a messenger RNA of Procambarus clarkii (red swamp crayfish), 1120 nucleotides long. The record is from RefSeq and is a predicted model, not a curated record. Lineage: Eukaryota; Metazoa; Arthropoda; Malacostraca; Decapoda; Cambaridae.
GAGCGAGUGUCAAGCUGUAGGAGCGAGUGCCAAGCUACAGGAGCGAGUGUCAAGCUACAGGAGCGAGUGUCAAGCUGCAGGAGCCAGUGUCAAGCUGCAGGAGCCAGUGUCAAGCUGCAGGAGCGAGUGUCAAGCUACAGGAGCCAGUGUCAAGCUGCAGGAGCCUGUGUCAAGCUACAGGAGUGAGUGUCAAGCUACAGGAGCGAGUGUCAAGCUGCAGGAGCCAGUGUCAAGCUACAGGAGUGAGUGUCAAGCUACAGGAGCCAGUGUCAAGCUGCAGCAGCGAGUGUCAAGCUGCAGGAGCGAGUGUCAAGCUACAGGAGCGAGUGUCAAGCUACAGGAGCGAGUGUCAAGCUGCAGGAGCGAGUGUCAAGCUACAGGAGCGAGUGUCAAGCUACAGGAGCGAGUGUCAAGCUGCAGCAGCGAGUGCCAAGCUGCAGGAGCGAGUGUCAAGCUGCAGCAGCGAGUGUCAAGCUACAGGAGCGAGUGUCAAGCUACAGGAGCGAGUGUCAAGCUACAGGAGCGAGUGUCAAGCUACAGGAGCGAGUGUCAAGCUACAGGAGCGAGUGUCAAGCUACAGGAGCGAGUGUCAAGCUACAGGAGCGAGUGUCAAGCUACAGGAGCGAGUGUCAAGCUGCAGGAGCGAGUGUCAAGCUGCAGGAGCGAGUGUCAAGCUACAGGAGCGAGUGUCAAGCUACAGGAGCGAGUGUCAAGCUGCAGCAGCGAGUGCCAAGCUGCAGCAGCGAGUGUCAAGCUGCAGGAGCGAGUGUCAAGCUGCAGCAGCGAGUGUCAAGCUGCAGCAGCGAGUGUCAAGCUACAGGAGCGAGUGUCAAGCUGCAGGAGCGAGUGCCAAGCUACAGGAGCGAGUGUCAAGCUGCAGGAGCGAGUGUCAAGCUGCAGGAGCGAGUGUCAAGCUGCAGGAGCGAGUGUCAAGCUGCAGGAGCGAGUGUCAAGCUGCAGGAGCGAGUGUCAAGCUGCAGCAGCGAGUGUCAAGCUACAGGAGCGAGUGUCAAGCUGCAGCAGCGAGUGCCAAGCUGCAGGAGCGAGUGUCAAGCUACAGCAGCGAGUGCCAAGCUGCAGCAGCGAGUGCCAAGCUGCAGGAGCCAAUUUGUCACAUUGA